CCCCGCUGCGGUGGCCGGGCUGGGAAGAUGGCGGCGCUCGUGUCGCCCUUGGCUACAGCGCCGUGGCUGCUGCGGGCUCCGCGGCGCUGCGCCCGCCUGCUCCCGGCGCUCAGAGCAUACACAGCUCAGGCAGAGAAGAAGACAGGCCCUGGUACUUCUACAGAUGCUCACGCCAGAGCCUUGUUGGUUUGCAAUGGACCUUUAGAACAUUAUGACUUUCUGAUUAAGCAAGAAGAGCUGAAGAAUGAUGAGCAACAAAGAAGAGUUGUGCAGCACCUGCAGAAGUUACAUGAGAGCCUUAAAGGCUACAGCAUUGAUUCAAAAAAUCUUUUCUCAAAGCUCCUUGCCAAAAACAAACCCCCAAAAGGUGUUUAUGUCUAUGGAGAUGUGGGCACAGGAAAGACAAUGGUGAUGGACAUGUUCUAUUCUCACUUAGAAGUAGAAAGAAAAAAGAGAGUCCAUUUUCAUGGUUUCAUGUUGGAUGUACACCAGAGAAUACAUCGCCUUAAGCAGAGCUUGCCAAAGAGAAAGGCAGGAUUUAUGGCCAAAUCAUACGACCCAAUUGCACCGGUGGCAGAGGAAAUCAGCAAAGAGGCUGCUCUCUUAUGUUUUGAUGAAUUUCAGGUCACUGACAUUGCUGAUGCCAUGAUUCUGAAGCAGCUUUUUGAAAAUCUCUUCCAAAAUGGGGUUGUCGUUGUGGCAACAUCUAACAGGCCGCCAGAAGAUCUCUAUAAAAAUGGUCUUCAGAGAGCUAAUUUUGUACCAUUCAUUGCUGUGCUGAAGAAAUACUGCAACACAGUCCAGCUUGAUUCUGGAAUAGACUACAGGAAACGAGUGCUUCCAGCUGCUGGAAAACUUUACUACCUCACAAGUGAAGCUGAUGUGGAGGCUGUCAUGGAUAAGUUGUUUGAUGAGCUGGCUCAGAAACAAAAUGAUUUAACUAGACCAAGGAUUCUAAAAGUGCAAGGCAGAGAGCUGAGGCUGAAUAAAGCGUGUGGAACCAUUGCAGACUUCACGUUUGAAGAGCUAUGCGACAGACCUCUUGGAGCCAGUGACUAUUUGGAAAUAUCAAAGCAUUUUGACACAGUGUUCAUUCGUGACAUACCACUUCUUACAAUAGUAAAAAGGACACAAGCUCGUCGUUUCAUUACUCUUAUUGAUACCUUUUAUGAGCAUAAGGUGCGUAUUAUCUGUUCUGCAGUGACUCCUCUCGAAAGCUUGUUCCUGGUGGAACACAGCAGCGGUGAGCAACAGGACAACAGAGUGUUGAUGGAUGAUUUGGACUUGAGCCAGGAUUCUGCCAAAGGACUCUCCAUGUUUACAGGAGAAGAAGAAGUCUUUGCCUUUCAGCGUACUCUGUCGCGACUUACGGAGAUGCAAACUGAACAGUACUGGAAAGAUGGGGACAGAAGCAAAAAGCAUAAUUAAAAGUUGAAUGAAAUCACCAAGAAGUAAACGUACAGCACUGGAAAGCUUUUUAGCACAACUGAAAUAAUAAUUGCACUUUAUCAUCUGGA
Manacus vitellinus (golden-collared manakin) is the source of this 1517-nucleotide messenger RNA. It is a transcript of the gene AFG1L, whose product is annotated as AFG1 like ATPase. Gene Ontology annotation, cellular component: mitochondrion; cytoplasm. Bases 28 to 1428 code for a protein of 466 amino acids. Gene Ontology annotation, molecular function: ATP binding; ATP hydrolysis activity. The transcript is spliced from 13 exons. Lineage: Eukaryota; Metazoa; Chordata; Aves; Passeriformes; Pipridae. The record is from RefSeq and is a predicted model, not a curated record.